Neopelma chrysocephalum (saffron-crested tyrant-manakin) is the source of this 3183-nucleotide messenger RNA. It is a transcript of the gene STXBP3, whose product is annotated as syntaxin binding protein 3. The record is from RefSeq and is a predicted model, not a curated record. Gene Ontology annotation, molecular function: syntaxin binding. Gene Ontology annotation, cellular component: secretory granule; plasma membrane. Gene Ontology annotation, biological process: vesicle-mediated transport; intracellular protein transport; neurotransmitter secretion. Lineage: Eukaryota; Metazoa; Chordata; Aves; Passeriformes; Pipridae. The transcript has 19 exons. The coding region runs from base 76 to 1860 and encodes 594 amino acids.
GCCGCCGCCCGGCUCCGCCCGCCGUCCCUGAAGAGGGAGGGGAAGGGAGUGCUGCCAGGAGGGAUUGGCAGCAAGAUGGCGCCGGCGGUGCGGGGGCUGAAGGGCGCUGUGUGGCAGAAGCUAAAAUCAGCAGUGUUUGAUGACUUCAAGAAAGAGGAAGAAUGGAAGAUAAUGCUUUUAGAUGAUUACACUACUAAAUUACUGUCACUGUGCUGCAAAAUGACUGAUCUACUGGCAGAGGGUAUCACAGUGGUGGAGAAUGUAUAUAAAAACCGUGAGCCUGUCCCACACAUGAAAGCAAUAUAUUUAAUAACUCCCACCAAAAAGUCUGUAGAUGGACUUAUUGAUGACUUCAUCAAUAAAUCGUGCAGCAGAUACAAAGCAGCAUAUGUCUAUUUCACUGACUUUUGUCCUGACAACCUCUUCAAUAAAAUUAAAUCUUCAUGUGCAAAAUCAAUAAAGAAAUGCAAGGAGAUCAAUAUUUCCUUCUUCCCUUAUGAGUCUCAGGUAUUUAUUCUCAAUGUCCCAGAUGCAUUCUACCGCUGUUACAGUCCGACUCUGGAAAAGACAAAGGAUAAAGAUGCUGUAAUGCAAGUAAUGGCUGAACAAAUUGUUACCUUAUGUGCCACACUAGAUGAAAAUCCAGGAGUACGAUAUAAAAGUGGACCAUCUGAUAGAGCCAGCAAACUUGCACAGCUUGUUGAAAAAAAUCUUGAAAACUACUACAGAACAGAUGAGAAAAGCCAAAUAAAGGCUAAAACCCACUCCCAACUAAUAAUAAUUGAUCGUGCCUUUGAUCCAGUAUCAACUGUACUUCAUGAGCUCACCUUCCAGGCAAUGGCGUAUGACCUGCUACCAAUUGAAAACGAUACUUACAAAUACAAAACAGAAGGAUCUGCUGGGAAGGAAAAGGAGGCAAUUUUGGAGGAAGAUGAUGACCUCUGGGUGAAGAUGCGGCACAAGCAUAUUGCAGAUGUGAUAGAGGAAAUACCAAAACUUUUGAAAGAGAUGUCAUCAAAAAAAAAAGAAGCAGAAGGAAAAUUAUCGCUCUCUGCUCUGUCCCAGCUGAUGAAAAGGAUGCCGCAGUAUCGUAAAGAGAUCAGUAAGCAAGUUGUUCAUCUUAACAUAGCAGAAGAUUGCAUGAGCAAAUUCAAAUCUAACAUAGAAAGGCUCUGUAAAACUGAACAGGACUUGGCUCUUGGAACUGAUGCAGAAGGUCAAAAAGUGAAAGACUCCAUGAGGGUCCUCCUUCCAGUUCUGCUCAACAAAAGUCACGAGAGUUAUGACAAAAUCAGAGCUAUUCUGCUAUAUAUCUUUAGCACAAAUGGAACUACCCAGGAGAACUUGGAGAAGCUGAUCCAGAAUGUGCACAUAGAAAGUGAUAGUGAUAUGAUAAAAAAUUGGAAAUACCUUGAUGUUCCUGUUAUCUCUUCAUUUGCUGUUCAGCAGCAUAAAUACCCAAGAAGGGACCGUUCUUCAGAAGAAACCUUUCAGCUUUCUAGGUGGACACCUGUUAUCAAAGAUGUUAUGGAGGAUGCUAUAGAAAACAAGCUAGAUUCAAAAGACUGGCCUUAUUCUUCCCGGUGUCCUCCCACCUGGAAUGGUUCAGGAGCAGUAAGUGCACGCCAGAAACCUAAGGGUAGUUACAGAGAGGAGCGGAAGAGCAGUGCAAGGCUGAUUAUAUUUGUGAUUGGGGGAGUCACAUAUUCUGAGAUGCGCUGUGCUUAUGAGGUUUCUGAAGCCUACAAGUCCUGUGAAGUUGUUAUUGGUUCUACUCAUAUUUUGACACCUAAAAGACUACUGGAUGAAGUGAAGAGCCUUACUAAACCCAAGGAUAUGGUCUCCAUUAAGGAUGAAUAGAUAUGGUGAUGUUUAUGGUGCAUUACAGAGACAAACAGUAUGUACAUACUCUAAUGGAGCUGACUUUUCCAAACACUGCACUAUGAUACUACAUGGUUCUGACUAAUGGAAAGUCAUGUUAUAAUUUAAAUUUGCUGCUUUUUGGGAAGUAGAAGUCAGAGACAAGAAAAACUAAACACGUAUGUUUCUUAGGUUGUAUUUAAUAUUAUAAUAUAAGCGCUUUUUCAAAAGGGCAUGUUUGUUCCUAAGAAAUUAUGCUAAAAGUUAUUGUGACUAUAUAUAAACUGGAAUUGUCUUUGAGAACUGUGAAACCUUUAUAUAAUAGAAUUUAUUUCUAAAAAUUACUGAAAUAAAAAGGGCCUAGGCCCUUGGGUAGGGGCUUCAGGAGAAAAUUUGUAUAUAUGGGUUUAUGGUAAAAAUGUUUCAUACAAAUGCAAUGUCUUAAAUUGUAAUAUUUUCUUUAAAAGUAACUAAUUGAAAAUUCUUUAAAUAUAUUUAAUUGUGAAAAAUCUAAAGGCUUUUUAGAUGGUGCUGGGUAAGGGAGAUAAUUAAUCACAGAACUAUUAAGCAGUUCUAAUCACAAUAAAUAACUGAAGAAAUGCUGUCAACUGUGCACUGAAGUACACUUUAUAUUUAAGUAUAUACAGGGAUUAUUAAUGAAGCUUUUUAAAAAAAUUAAUUUCUUAGCAACUUCCUUAUGAUUGUGUCUACAUAGUGCAUCUGUUAGAAGUUGAAUUGCCUGUGAUACAGAAAUUCCAAAACUAUAAGCAUGUCUUCUUGAGGAAGUGGAGGCAGGGGAAAAAGAGAGGAAAAGAAGGGAAGCAGUUGAAUCUUUCAAAUGGCUUGGUAAUUUAAAAAAGAAAAGCUAAAAGCAAACCAAAUGACAAAACCUGAUGUAUUCAAGAGAAUUUACUCUUUUUUCUGCUUUGUUACAUACUAAGAAAGAAAUACUUAAAUUUGCAUUGAAAGGAAUAAUCUAAACUGUGUGAAUUCUGUAACACUGGUAAUGUUUAGAUUUCUCUUUAAAAAUUACGUAAUUAAAAUUACUAAACUUUUGAAGGGAUGUUGUAUUUAUGUGCCUUGAAAUGUUAGUUUGUUGUAUGUAGAAGCUGAGAGAAAUGUCAUAAUGAAAAAAACAGAUUACUCAUGGUUUUUUAUUUACAUUUUUCCCAAUCAUAAAGGAAUUAAUUUCUUGUUUUGCAUAAAGGUGGAUUUGUUUCUUUUCUCUUUAUUUUGCUCUAAGUUUAACUAGCAGGUUAAGAGAAUAUUUUUGCUAGGUAAGAUCAUUCAGGGUUAAUUAGAAGGUGGAAAAAGGUUAAGUUC